This is a messenger RNA of Meloidogyne enterolobii, 1071 nucleotides long. NCBI's taxonomy places the organism in Eukaryota, Metazoa, Nematoda, Chromadorea, Rhabditida, Meloidogynidae. The record is from the annotation of a GenBank genome assembly.
AUGAAUAAUUUUAAUUUACCUUUGAAUUUUUUAAUUUUAAUUUCCUUCUGGCUUAUUGGCCAUUCUCUAGCUCAGAUUGACCCUUCUAUAUUGAAGACUGCUAAAGCAAGAGGCCCUUUCACAUGGCACUUUAAUGAAUGGUUGAAAACAAACAAUUACGGCAUCUACAAAUUUGAUUCACCCGAAAUUGGCCACCAGGCGAGCUUUGGAGGGAAACAAUUUCAUGGAGAAGAAGUUCGAAAGCGUCCAGUAAUUUUCAUUCACGGAAAUUCUGACGGAGCUUUAUCUGCGGGGGAAGAGGAAUGGGCACAAGGAUGGAGUGCUACAAUCUCUCAUUUGUUAGCCAAUGGGUAUUCAACAUCCGAACUUUAUGCUGUCACAUAUGGUGACAGAAACUUUACUAACACAUUAAAAAGAACUGUUGACUGUGAAACUCUUAUACGCCUACGACGCUUCUUAGAGUCGGUUCUUCAAUAUACGGGUGCCCGAAAAGUGGACAUUGUUUCCCACUCUAUGGGUGUCACUCUAGCUAGACAAAUCAUCCAAGGCCGCGGAAUUGAAGAUUUAAGUGCUGAUGAAGAUUUGGAGCAAUGCUAUUUGGGUCCUUCACUUCGACAAAAAGUCCAUACAUUUAUUGGCAUUUCUGGUGCCAAUUAUGGAAUUUGUAUUUGUUCUGAUGAAAAGUUGGCAGAGACAGCACCAGCUUGUAGUAAAAAGACUGGAUUUUGGGCUGGUUCAGGCUGCCCGAAUGCUCCGAUUGAUGAAUGUCAUUUAACGAGUCCAACAUCAAGUAGAUCACAUUGUCACAGUAAUGGACGUUAUUCGGCAACAUUGAAACGCUUGAAUAUGCCUACUAGACCUAAAGAUGCCCAUUAUGUUGUCAGUAUCUGGUCUGACGGUGAUGCUGUUCUCGGCAAAACCAACUUUGCUUGGGGCCGACAAACUUCUUUAAUUCCGAACAGCGACCAUUCAGCUAUUUAUUCCAAUUUAAGUCAUUACUCAAUUAAAUGGAAAACAGUUGAAGAUCAAUUAGAAUUUCUUUCAAAUGGACAGAAAAAUGAAGAAAAAUAA